AAAGAAACUCGCCCACCGGCAGGCAGCUGGAAAUUGCAUUUUAUUUGUUUAGAUUUUUCAAUCAAUUCGUAAAGAAAAUUUCGUUAAAACCCGAAAUGAAAACAAUUCCUCCAGAUGAAAACACUAACCAAGUUGCUGCUGAAAGUGAAGCAUCCGAUGAUGAUAAAGACGAUGCUGCAAGUGUUGUAAGUUCAGCUACAACAACCACUUCCCGGAGUAAGUCCCCAUCGGGCAGAAAAUUUAAAUCAAGGAAGAAACACAAGCAUUCUAAAUCAUCAAAGCCAUCAUAUUCCUACAGUUGUCAUCUUCGGGAGGACCAUGGCCAGCCCAUAUUUGGAGCUCAGUUCAAUCACUAUCUGAGUAAGGAGCAAGCAAUCUUUGCAUCUGUGGGCAAAGAUAGACUUUCCAUCUAUGAGUGUCCCUUGGAAGGUGGAAUGAAACUUUUGCAGUGCUAUGCCGAUCCAGAUGCCGAUGAGAACUUCUAUACUUGCGCUUGGUCCUACGAUCCUGAGAGUGGGGAUCCAGUACUGGCGGCCGCUGGCUAUCGGGGGGUCAUAAGAAUCUUCGAUCCUACGAAGCACAGCUGCACAAAACACUACAUCGGCCAUGGACAUGCGAUAAACGAACUGAAGUUCCACCCAAAGAAGCCGACGAUUCUGCUGUCGGGUAGCAAGGAUCAUUCCUUGCGUCUGUGGAACAUCCAGACAGACACUUGCGUUGCUAUAUUCGGAGGCGUCGAAGGUCAUCGAGAUGAAGUUUUGAGUCUGGACUUUGACUUAAAUGGCGACCGUAUUAUGUCCAGUGGCAUGGAUCAUUCACUUAAGCUGUGGCGACUGGAUAAGCCAGAAAUCAAAGAUGCCAUAGAAAAGAGCGGCACUUUCAAUGCUAACAAAUCGGUGGGUCCCUUCCCCACAAUUAAGGAACACUUUCCCGAUUUCAGUACGCGUGAUAUUCAUCGGAACUACGUUGACUGUGUCCAGUGGUUUGGAGAUUUUGUCCUUUCAAAAUCCUGUGAAAAUUCGAUUGUUUGCUGGAGGCCUGGUAAGUUAGACCAGCCCAACAUUAAGACCCCACCAGAGUCUUCGGCAACAAUAAUCCAUCACUUUGACUACAAAGAGUGUGAGAUUUGGUUCAUUCGAUUUGCCUUCAAUAACUGGCAGAGGAUUCUCGCCCUGGGGAACCAACAUGGAAAGACCUAUGUAUGGGAAUUGGAUAAUUCUGAUCCAGAUGCAACGAAGUGUAGUACUUUGGUGCAUGCCAAGUGCACAACUGCCAUUAGGCAGACUGCAUUUUCGAAGGAUGGUAGGGUUUUGGUUUGUGUUUGUGAUGAUGGAACCAUCUGGAGAUGGGAUAGGAAUGUUUAAAAUGUCAGAUGACAACAAUUUUUUAAAAAGAAUCUCACAAGGAAAGUAUUAUUAAGUAUUUACUCUUACUUAAAAAUGGUAA
Eupeodes corollae is the source of this 1446-nucleotide messenger RNA. It is a transcript of the gene escl, whose product is annotated as polycomb protein esc. Gene Ontology annotation, cellular component: ESC/E(Z) complex. NCBI's taxonomy places the organism in Eukaryota, Metazoa, Arthropoda, Insecta, Diptera, Syrphidae. Gene Ontology annotation, molecular function: protein binding; nucleosome binding. The record is from RefSeq and is a predicted model, not a curated record. Bases 96 to 1364 code for a protein of 422 amino acids. Gene Ontology annotation, biological process: negative regulation of transcription by RNA polymerase II. The transcript has 4 exons.